CCCCACUUCUUCCUCCCCACAAUUUACGGACACAAAUGUUUCAGUCACUCCUACAUACUUCCCGAGUAAUGAGCCUCAUAAUCAACAAGAGGAUCUGGAGGAGGCAGAUUUAAAGAGAUUUUCUAGCUUGGAAGAAGUACUCAACAAAUUAGCACAAAAUCAGCUGAGAGCAGACUCAAGGAUGCAAAUGAUGGAGACAAGGAUGCAGAACAUGGAGAAUCAAUUGGGGCAGAUUGCAAAGGCUUUAUCUGAGGAGUCCGAGAGAUCCCGUCCUAGCGACACAGAAGCCCAACCUGAGGAGACCAAUAGGGAUGAUCAUAUGAGUGAGUCGGACUGUGAAGGUGGAAAUAUGAUGGAUGAUACCCUCCUAGAUGCUUUUGAAGACCCUGAUGAGAACGGUGUUAACGAGAGUUGGGAUGCCUUCAUGGGGAGUGAUACAGAGUCUGGAGGAGAGGUUGUGAAUUUUCAUGAUAUUUCUGAGGAAGAAGAAGAUUUUUCUAUGGUGCAGUUUGAUUACGGUGUUGCUCCUACUCCUUGCUUGGAGACAUGUUUUGAGCUUCCGGUGAUGCCUAGAGUAAUCAAAGUUUUCACUCAUGUUCCCUAUCCACCUGAAGAGGAUGAGAGUUUCAUACUUCACUUCUGCACUAAUGAGGGUUAUGAAGACCAUAUGUUGCCUACGUGGACUAAAGAGUUUAAAGAUCCGCGACACCUAAUGGCAUUUGUUGAGAGGAAACUGGAGACGUUGACUAUGAGUGCACCACUACAGUAUUUGCAAUUUGAGAGCUUAUGAGGUAUCGUCGGGCACACGACGUUAAAAAUAGCGCUUCUCGGGAGGCAACCCGAGCUUUUUUCUGCUUUUGAUUUUGCUUUUGCUUUGUUUGUUGUUUCGUUGUUUUGCUUUGUGUUUUUGUUGCAGCUCAGGGUCUUGUUGUAUGGAUGAUGUGCCGAGGAUUACAUUGACUCAGUUUAGUUCUGCACCGACCAGCGCCUUAAGGAAGUUUCUACGACUCUUUUAAUCGCCUUUUUGUAAUAAUUGACUUGAGCUAAUUUGAGCACGCGUGACCCUUUCCCCUUCACCCCCCUUGUGCAUAGUGCAUUUUUGGUCAUCGAGGGCGAUGCCAAAGUUUAAGUGUGGGGGAGUGAAUUGGGCAUUCGGGCAGUAGUUGUCACAUGUAAUUCGUUUAGCAUGUGCAGGUGUUAGUUGUAUAUUCAUAGGAAAUUCAUGCCAAAUUUUUGAAAAUUUUUCUUUAAACUAUGUCUUUGUAAGCUGGCUAACGUUUUGACUAUGCUUUUAGAACAUCUUUGAAGUGUUUAGGCUUAAAUUGCUUGCACUAUAAUCUAGUUGUUGAGAGGAUGAAGGCAUUAGUCACCCAUUGAAUGUUCCAUUAAUUAUCCACCCCCACCUGAAAGAAUCCUUUAGGAGAAGCCAUUUUGAGCCUGACCGUUCUUUGUUACCCAAUUAAUUAAGCUCCAUAGCCAAAUGACCUGUUUCCUUGCCCGUGAAUAUUUCUGACUUAGUCUUGAUGUUUAGGGAACCAAGGGAUUAAUUUGCUAAGUUUAGGGAAUUUGUGUAGGAGCCAAUUUUGGCACUGUUCCUAUGCCCCAAAUGGGGUAAGAGCAGUCACUUUUUAGGAAUAUGAUACUUUCGAGGACUGCAUUGUAGGCAUGGAUUCACUUUUAAAUAAAUGAACCUUAAUUGCUAUUUUUUCCUUGGUGAGGCCGAGAUUAGAAUGGGGUAAUGUCUAGUAAGAAUCCGAAAGGUGAAAAAUUAAUAUAGCUAGACCUCUUACUUUUCGAAAAAGAGAAUGGGAGCCCCGGUCAAAAAGCGUAAGAUGAGACUUGUGUAUCUUUCGAAAGAAACGGCGUUCUCGUGCCAACAUGACAAGGAAAACUAAACAUAAUUAAUGAACUUGGAGGCUAUUGAAAAAUUAGCUUUAGUCCUCCGCGUACUUCAAGUGUACGUCAAAGCACAAAUGUGUCGAGACGGUUUAGCUUAGUUGUACACCAUGUCUACUCUUUGCAUAGAUUUAGAUGAUUGUUCCUAAAUUGUGGCCUACUGUGUUCCUUGUUCCUAAGAAUAGCCCUGAAGUUCCUGAAUACAUUGAGUCUUUGUUAGAAUAUUCCAAUCUCUCAAAAGAAAGGGACUAUUUUUGUUAUCCAUGAACCAUUCACCACCACCUUCACAAGUCCUUCUGAUCGAUAGCUAGUUUAUUUGUGUGUGCUGUCACUACUUUGAGGAUGUUGUGAAUAACUUUGUCAAAUAGUUUAGCUUGAGUACAAAGAUGUAGUUUAGGGAAGAAUUUUCUUGGUUUAGUCUGUCUGUUCUGUGAAUAUUCCUUUAACUACGUGUGCAUGCUAAUUGUUUUGAUUCCGUGUGGUGAUUAUCGUAAGUCCCGUUGUUCAAUUUGCUUGAGGACAAGCAAAGGCUUAAGUGUGGGGGAAUUUGAUAAGUCUGUAUUUUGACAUGUAUUUGAUGCGUGUUGGGAUCGGUUUUGAUGGUUUUCCCUAGCUUUAAGGUGUUGCAAGUCUCAAUUUUAGCUCAAGUUAUGUUUAUCGGGCAUUGGUUCGAGUUUUGUGUUGUUUGUAGUCAAAAUCAGGGAAUUUGAGCCCGGUACCGGCACUUGAGGAACAAUCGGGAUGAUUUGAGAAGCAUUUGAGAAUGAUUUGAUAGCUUUGGAGGUCACCGGAAGAUUCACGAUGAAGAUUUGAAGGAAAAAAGAGCUCUAGGAUUGGCUUCGGGAUCAAAAGAAGAUGAAUGAAGCUUGAAAACGACGAUCAGAAUGACCUUCUGUCAAUCGUUCAAGCUUAUCUCUUUGUAGGAACAACCAAUGGACACGAUUAAAGUUGCAUAAGAAAGCCAACUUCAAGGGCUACAAAUCAUAUGAAGACACCUUUGCGAGAAUCUGAGAGGAAGAAGGUGAAAACAGACGAUGAAGUCAGAUGAUCUCUGUUGCGAUUUCAGAAAGACACCUUCCACCGUUUUGAUCAUAUCUCUUGAUUGGAUGAUUCAAAUCACAUUCGGCAAAUUGGGGUGGAUAGAGGACUUCAUUAUCUACAACUUUCAUGAAGGAAGUUUUGUCAAAUUCGGAAGUUUUACGCACGCCGUGCGUAGGGGAACGCACGACCGUGCGUCUGAGGCGAGAAAGCAAGGGAGACACUGCCAGCAACGCACGGCCGUGCGUGGGGGGUACGCACGCCGUGCGUAGACCCGGGUUACGCGAAAUUGAAUCCCAAAUCGACCCAAAUUCAUAUUUUUCAUCCUUUUUCUAUAAAAUAAGGCCCCCCUAAUCAUAUUUUGACGUUACGAACAUUACGGAGAGGCCUAGGGACGAAUUUAACACCGUUUUUACGCUAUUUUCUUCCAAGACCCUGGGAUUAUUUGUAAGUUCAUCUUUUUAAUUAAUGACAAUUAUUUCUAUUCA
This is a messenger RNA of Cuscuta epithymum, 3422 nucleotides long. The record is from the annotation of a GenBank genome assembly. Lineage: Eukaryota; Viridiplantae; Streptophyta; Magnoliopsida; Solanales; Convolvulaceae.